CGGAAAUACCCCAAUCAAAAUGGCGACUCUCUGGUGCAGCAUCCUACUCCGUUCGUAAAUGUGAGGUUUUCCCAAACCCAACAUGCUCGGCUUGACCUUAAAGGAGGUGUCCUUGGCAUUCAGGGAGGGAAGAAUAUCUCCAACUGAGCUUUGCAGGAAGUGUCUAAACCGCAUCAAGAAAACUCAACACCUGAACGCGUACAUCACUGUGACGGACGAGCUGUCGCUGACGCAGGCCCAGGAGUCUGAAAGGCGGCUGCAGCGAGGUGUCCCUAAAGGUCCGCUUGAUGGGGUCCCCUUUGCAGUCAAGGACAACUUUUGCACUAAGAAUGUCAGGACCACAUGUGCCUCCAGGAUGCUGAAAGACUAUGUUCCACCAUUCAACGCUACUGUCGUGCAGAAACUUCUGGACCAAGGGGCCGUUCUGAUGGGGAAGACCAACAUGGAUGAGUUUGCAAUGGGGGCGGGCAGUACUGACGGGGCGUUUGGACCUGUGAAGAACCCGUGGAGCUACACGGAGCCCUACAGAACGCUGGCAGGCCCAGAGGCCGACUGGGUCAUCGCUGGAGGAAGUUCAGGUGGAAGCGCUGCAGCUGUGGCCUCGCUCACCAGCUACCUAGCUUUAGGAUCAGACACGGGUGGCUCCACCCGUAAUCCUGGCGCGCUGUGUGGCGUUGUGGCCUUCAAGCCCACUUACGGUCUGCUUUCACGACACGGUCUCAUCCCUCUGGUCAACUCCAUGGAUGUCCCUGGCAUUCUGACGCGAAGCGCCGGAGACGCAUCCGUGGUUCUAAGUGUCCUCCAAGGUGUGGACGUCAGAGACUCCACCACAGUUCCUGCUCCUUCGUCUCAUGCAGAGCUGCCUGAAGAGUUUGAUGUCAGGAACCUCUGUGUUGGCAUCCCUAAGGAGUACCACGCUCUGGGCCUGUCUCCGGACACUCGGGCUCAGUGGAGCCGUGUUGCAGACCUGUUUGAGGCGGCUGGCGCUCGCGUGGAGCAGGUGUCCCUCCCCCACACCCAGCACUCCAUAGUGUGUUACCACGUCCUGUGCCACGCCGAGGUGGCCUCCAACAUGGCCCGUUUUGAUGGCGUGGAAUACGGUCACCGGAGCUCGAUGGACAGCUCGACAGAGGCCAUGUACGCCACCACACGACACGAGGGCUUCAACGAUGUCGUCAGAGGGAGGGUUCUGUCUGGGAACUACUUCCUGCUCAAGCAGAACUACCAGCACUAUUUUGUGAAGGCCCAGAAGGUCCGCAGGCUGAUCUGCGAUGACUUCCGACGCGUGUUCGCUUCAGGCGUUGAUGUGCUGCUGACUCCCACCACGCUGACAGACGCGGCUCGUUAUGGCGACUUCACACAGGAAGAUAACCGCACCCGCAGCGCACAGGAAGACGUCUUCACGCAGCCCGCCAACAUGUCAGGUUUGCCUGCAGUCUCGGUGCCGACGGCCUUGUCCAGCCGGGGGCUUCCCAUUGGUCUGCAGCUCAUGGGCAAAGCUCUGGACGACCACAGGCUGCUCGCCGUGGCUCAGUGGAUGGAGCGGCAGGUGGGGUUUCCCUCCAUCGGGGUUCAUGACGACUACAGACAGUGCAGUGACACCAGCAGCACCGUCCAGACUUCGGCCUAAGUGCAGCUCUGCCAAACGGACACUCUUUUUGUCCCAAACCUCUGCAGCUUUAGGGAGAAGAAGCUGAAAACAUCUGCAAGUGGCUUUCUGACAGGAAAGUUCCUUUAUAUCACAUCCAUUUGCAAGAACACAUACAAACAGCAAAAUGUACAAAUGUAUUUAUGAAUGCACUGUGACUGUAGUGCAAUAAAGCAGAGGUACAGAUACUUCAAG
This is a messenger RNA of Oryzias latipes (Japanese medaka), 1843 nucleotides long. RefSeq names its product glutaminyl-tRNA amidotransferase subunit QRSL1 (gene qrsl1). Gene Ontology annotation, biological process: mitochondrial translation; glutaminyl-tRNAGln biosynthesis via transamidation. Lineage: Eukaryota; Metazoa; Chordata; Actinopteri; Beloniformes; Adrianichthyidae. The record is from RefSeq and is a predicted model, not a curated record. Gene Ontology annotation, cellular component: mitochondrion; glutamyl-tRNA(Gln) amidotransferase complex. Gene Ontology annotation, molecular function: glutaminyl-tRNA synthase (glutamine-hydrolyzing) activity.